Messenger RNA from Paramecium tetraurelia, 399 nucleotides. RefSeq lists its product as uncharacterized. Lineage: Eukaryota; Ciliophora; Oligohymenophorea; Peniculida; Parameciidae. The transcript has 2 exons. The record is from RefSeq and is a predicted model, not a curated record.
AUGCAAUUAUUUUCCUAAAGUAUUGAAGUUUUUGGACAUGCCAUCCUUACAUUAUUAACAAACGUAAUCCCAACUACAUUUCAAAAAAUAAUUUGGACAAUUUGCACUAGUCAUUUAUGCUCCUGCCAAAUACCUCCCAGAAUUGUCGGAUCUACAAUAUAUAAAGUUCCCUUUAUUCCUAUAAAGGGAGCUCUUUAAACUCUAAAUAUCCUUGAAACCAAAUGGGCAUUAAUUAUCGGAACAAUAAAUCAAAGUAGGUUGAUUAAAGGAGCUAUAAUAAAGAUGCCAUUAUGCUCUAGCGAAUUGUAUUUGGAAGAAAAUUAGCAUAUUAAUUAUUUAUUAUGUAUGGAGAAAAAAAUGACAAUAGGGAAUAAGACUAUUAAGUUUAACUACUUAUGA